Scaptodrosophila lebanonensis is the source of this 446-nucleotide messenger RNA. RefSeq lists its product as uncharacterized. The record is from RefSeq and is a predicted model, not a curated record. The transcript has 2 exons. Lineage: Eukaryota; Metazoa; Arthropoda; Insecta; Diptera; Drosophilidae. Bases 74 to 328 code for a protein of 84 amino acids.
UUCGAGUGCCCAACAGCAAAGAACCUUUAGCGGACACACACACACACACACCCAAGUACCCAAUAUUUUGGUCAUGUUGCUUAAAUUACUGCUCGCGUUGGGCGCUCUGCUCGGCUUCUGCUGCUCCUGGAGCAGCAAUUGUGUGGAUGCCAAGCCGCAAUGGUUGGCCACAGUGCCGGUGAGUUAUGCCACGCCCGCCUGGAUUGCUGCUGCCGCUCCAGCUGCCGCUCCUGCUGCCAGCUAUUAUCCUGCCUAUGCUGCGUAUGCGUAUACGCCCGUAUAUGGCUCAUACGCCACAUAUCCGUACUACACGUAUUUGAGGCGCUGACUGUGUGUGUGUGUGUAUAUAUCAACCAAUAUUUUUAGCUUUUAUUUUACAAUAUGCUACAUUUUAAUUCAUUUUAUUCAAAUUUGUGCCCGGAUCGACUAAAUUGAUUAAAUUUCAA